Messenger RNA from Pseudozyma flocculosa PF-1, 228 nucleotides. RefSeq lists its product as uncharacterized. The coding region runs from base 1 to 228 and encodes 75 amino acids. The record is from RefSeq and is a predicted model, not a curated record. The transcript is spliced from 2 exons. Lineage: Eukaryota; Fungi; Basidiomycota; Ustilaginomycetes; Ustilaginales; Ustilaginaceae.
AUGCACUCCCUCAACGUCUUCCUCGCUCUCAUCCUCGUCGUCAUCCUCGCCGGCAGCAACGUCGAAGCCGCACCGCUCCCCUGGCUCACGCCGGGCGAGACGACGCCCAUCAACCCAACGCCCCCCGUCAACCCGCCGCUCUACAACGCCCCUCUCGACGGUUCGAACGAGGAGGUCCCCACCCCUCCGCCGCAGCCCAAGGGCCGUGCAGGCCCAAGAGAAUCGUAG